CUAUUCAGUCAGGAAAUGAAACCAGCUGCAAAUAAAACAGACAAGAAAAGACGUCCUGAAUGACACGUUUGUUUUUGUGGAACUGUUAGAUAGAUAACAAGUUGAAGCUGUGCUUGGUGAACAGUACAGAACAUAAAUUGCUUUAGUUGAAUUAAUUCCUUUAAAAAGAAAACCUCAUGAGGACUGAGGGGAGAUCAUGUGAAAGGAGGAAGUGACAAAUGUGUUGUGGUGAAAAACGUACUUAAGGAAGAAGAUUCAGGAAACACUUUCAAACUCAGUCUGCUCCGUCCAACUGUCUCUACUGUCACUUCACCCUCGACAACAUGGACAAGAUGAGGAUUGUAAUAUUAGGAAAAACAGGAGUUGGGAAAAGCAGCCUGGCGAACACCAUAUUAGGAGAGGAACUGUUCCAGACCGGCUUCAAUGGCGUCUCUGCAACAAGUGAAUGUCAAUCAGAAACCAGACGUGUUGAUGGAAGAGACGUCACCUUGAUCGACACUCCUGGUUUGUUCGACACGGAUCGAUCUGAAGUGAAGUUGAGGGCUGCAAUAGUGAAGUGCAUCACAGAGUGCUCUCCUGGGCCUCAUGCUUUUCUCAUAGUGUUUAAGGUGGAGAGAUUCACAGAUCAGGAGCAGGAUGUGAUUAAUAAAAUCAACCAAUACUUCUCUGAAGAAGCUUUCAAGUAUGCAACAGUCCUCUUUACUCAUGGUGACCAGCUCAAGGAAGGACAGACCAUUGAGGAAUAUUUCCACAACAAACAGCUUGUGAGUGAUCUGAUAAAGAAGUGUGGAGGCCGCUGCCACGUCGUUGAUAACAAAUACUGGAAGAACAACCAGCCGGAUGAUUACAGGAGCAACCAGUUCCAAGUGAAGCAGCUGAUGAAGACCAUCGAUCACAUGAUUGAGGCAAACAACGGAAGCUGCUUCACCAACGAGGUGCUACAAGCUGUGGAGAAACUAAGACAAGAGGAGGAGGAAAAGAUCAGACAGUCAUCAGGAAACAUGACAGACAAGGAGAUCAGAGAGGAGGCUAAAAAGAGCGUAAAUAAAAGGCUUUUGACCAAAUUGGCAGGUUUCGCAACAGGUGCAUUGUUAGGAGCUCUUUUUGGUGUCGUCGUGGUGGUUGGCGGAGCAGCAGCUGGAAUACCAGCAGGCGUAGUGAUCGGUGCAGGUGCUUUAGUAGGAGCAAUCACAGGAUACGUUGCCGCUAAGGAAGCAGACACACCAAGCGAGGCAGUAGGGAGGGCAGCAGACACUAUCUUUAAUGAAGCAACCGCUUUCUUUAAAGAUCAGAAAAAGCAGCAAUGAACAAAUCUGAAUUAAAACCUUUAAUGUGCCCUGAUUCUUAGGAUGUGUCAUUAAACAUGUCCCACCUCCUUUAAACAACAUGGAAUCUUUAACCAUUGAGAUGAUGGUGUUUGUAUGUAACAGGUUGAACUUCUUUCGUGAGCUUUCUUCUAUUUUCUGACUCUUUUCUAAAGCGUGUUGCAACAGCUGCAGAGCAAAGUGCCUGAUAUGUUGUUUAUUAUGUGUAUUAUCAACUGUGACCACAAAUAUGUUUCAACAUCUUGCUUCAAUAAGAUCUUACAAAAUGUUGUAAUCAAACUAGCGUUAAUAGUUGGAUGUUGAAUCAUUGUUCUGUUUCCUGUUACAAAGUUAUUCAGAAAUUGUUUGUUUCUAUUAACUACAAUUAUUGUCUCAUAAAAUUAUGUAAUCUGUGGAUUAAAAUGUCAGCAAGACAAAUAAAAACAACGAACGAAUUGAA
Gasterosteus aculeatus aculeatus (three-spined stickleback) is the source of this 1764-nucleotide messenger RNA. The record is from RefSeq and is a predicted model, not a curated record. Lineage: Eukaryota; Metazoa; Chordata; Actinopteri; Perciformes; Gasterosteidae.